This is a messenger RNA of Miscanthus lutarioriparius, 1518 nucleotides long. Lineage: Eukaryota; Viridiplantae; Streptophyta; Magnoliopsida; Poales; Poaceae. The record is from the annotation of a GenBank genome assembly.
AUGAAGACCCGCGCCUCCAAGAGUUACCUCUGCGCGGGCAGUUCGUCGUUCGAUGACCCCGACGUGGUCGAGGUGUCUCCGGCCGCGGCUGCGGGGUGGGCCCCUAGCCACCACAAGAGGAAGCGGAGCCAGGUUGUACCUCAAGAAGUAAUUGAAAUUGAUGAUGAUGAUCCUGAUGGAGUCAUAAUUAUUGGUGAUAAAGCACCAGUGGACAAGAAUAAGCAAACUGUUGUAUGCCCUAUGAAUUGGCCAAAGCAUGGCAAGAGUGGUUGGAUUCAGGACUGCCCUGGCCCAAGCACAUAUGUUUCAAAACAUACCAAUUCCUGGGCUGACCUCAAAGUGUUUCAAGAUGAGUCGGUUUACAACUAUUCUGAUGACUACCCUUAUGAGGGAUUUGAAGAAGACUAUGCUUAUGAUGAAGAUGAGUUUGAGGAUGAUGGUUAUGAUGCUCCACUUAUUGAAAGUGAGUUUAAAUUUGGUUUGUCUGCCAAGUUUGAUAACCUUGAUGUUCCACCUGGUUUGGAGGCUUCUUUACCGUGGAUGCAGAAGACUGCUAUUGAGAUUGCAAAUAAGACCAAAUCCACUAAGGCUGUAGAUGAUAAAAUCGAAGAAAAAUACAAGGCCUUCAAAAGAUUUGACACUGUUGAUGAUCAUAGUGAUCAUUAUUAUUCAAAGCCAGAAAAGAGAAAGGUUCAGGUGGUAAAAAAGCCAUCAAAAGACUGGGUGAAACGUAUUCAGCAUGAGUGGAAAGUCCUAGAGAAAGAUUUGCCAGAUACUAUAUUUGUGAGGGCAUAUGAGGAUAGAAUGGACCUGCUUAGAGCUGUCAUUAUGGGACCAGCUGGUACUCCUUACCAUGACGGUCUCUUCUUCUUUGACAUUUACUUCCCUCCUCAGUAUCCAAAUGUACCACCGAUGGUGAAUUACCGUGCUGGUGGUUUGCGGCUUAAUCCAAACUUGUAUGCUUGUGGGAAGGUGUGCCUUAGCCUCCUAAACACCUGGACUGGCAGUGGAUGUGAGAAGUGGAAUCCAGCCAAUUCAACUAUGCUGCAGGUCCUGGUCUCUAUUCAAGCUUUGGUUUUGAAUGCAAAGCCUUAUUUCAAUGAGCCUGGCUAUGCUAUGCAUGCUAACACAGCUCAUGGGGAGAAGAAAUCCCUGACAUAUAAUGAAGAUACGUUCCUGCUAUCCUGCAGGACGAUGUUGUACUCUCUUCGAAAUCCACCAAAGCAUUUCGAGGAUUUUGUUGCUGGCCAUUUCUGCAAGUAUGGGUGCAACAUCCUUGUAGCUUGCAGAGCCUACCUGGAUGGUGCCCAGGUUGGAUGCCUUUCUGGUGAUGGAGUGCAAGACGUCGAUGAGGGUGAUACGAGCUGCUCAGUGAGGUUCAAGCAGUCACUGAAGAGACUUGUUGAGGAACUUCUGAUGGAGUUCACUGCGAAGGGCGCGGACUGUGGCAAGUUCCUCACCGAGAAGGCAAGAUCUGGAGCUUCCACAUCCGCAGCGGACACCACACUGAGGCUGUAA